AUGUAUUAUCGUCCCCGUCUUCUUCUCAAGGUCGUCAUUAUCGGCGACAGCGGGGUUGGUAAAACGUGUUUGAUGAAUCAAUAUGCGAAAGGCGAAAUCAUUAAAAGUUAUAAAGCUACAAUCGGGGCUGAUUUCCUGACCAAAGAGGUCCACUUUGAGGAUAAUCCUGUUUUCACCUUGCAGAUCUGGGAUACGGCUGGUCAAGAAAGGUUUCAAAGCCUUAGUCAGGCUUUCUACCGAGGUGCAGAUUGUUGUGUGCUUGUUUAUGAUGUUAAUGUGAAGAAAUCAUUUCAUAACCUCAGCAAAUGGAGGGAUCAGUUUCUUGAUGCGGCCGGACCUCAAGACCCUGAAAAUUUCCCCGUCGUUGUAAUAGGAAACAAAAUUGAUGUGGCCCUCAGAGAGGUAUAUGAGAAGGAUGCAAAAGCAUGGUGUGACUCUAAAGGCAAUAUUCCUUACUUUGAGACUUCUGCAAGAAAUGGAACCAAUGUGGAUGAAUCUUUCAAAUGUAUAGCGGAAAGAGCUUUCAAAUAUGAACCUGAAAAAUUAACACUUCCCGACGCCAUUGAUAUGGAGAGUGAGCAGCCGCGAAAACCCUCAUUUUGCCAAUGUUAG
Molecule: messenger RNA, 612 nt
Organism: Salvia splendens (bonfire salvia)
Lineage: Eukaryota; Viridiplantae; Streptophyta; Magnoliopsida; Lamiales; Lamiaceae
Product: ras-related protein RABG3f
Exons: 7
Coding region: 1-612 (203 amino acids)
Cellular component (GO): vacuolar membrane
Molecular function (GO): GTP binding; GTPase activity
Source: RefSeq, a predicted model, not a curated record